AUGCCUCUAGAUGUUACCAUUUAUUGUAUGUAUUUUAGCACUAUCACACAACGGUGCGCACCGUUGUCUGAUACGCAUAUCAGACGGCGUCUCGAUAGACCACGGUUUUCCGUGGUCUCAGACAACGGGCAAAAACCGUUGUGUGAUGCUGAAUCUGUCGUAGUGUCUUUACUUCCACAAAAUGUAAAAUCCUCACCAAGAACCGAGGCAGAAGCUCUUGUCGCAUGGAAGAACAGUUUAUUGCCAUCUUCUUCACUCGAUUCUUGGUCCAUAAGUAAUCUCCAAAACCUGUGUAUAUGGAAUGGCAUUACCUGCAAUGCUGCAGGAACGGUUUCUAAGCUCAACAUUUCCACUCAAGAAAUCAACGGAACGCUUGCUCAUUUCAGUUUCACUUCAUUUCCAAACCUCACUUCCUUAGACUUGAGCAUCAACAAAUUUUCAGAUGGUAUUCCAGUACAGAUUGGAAAUCUAAAACAACUCAUGUACUUGAGCUUUUACGGCAACUAUCUUAAUGGAACCAUUCCUUACCAAAUUAGUCAUCUACAGAGAUUACAGUAUUUAGACUUGGGAUCAAACUUCUUGGUCGAUCCAAACUGGUCCAUGUUUCUGGACAUGCCAUUCCUGACACACCUCAACCUAGAAUUCAACCAACUUGCUUUAGAAUUCCCAUCAUUUUUGAUAAGUUUAGGGAAUUUAACUUUUCUCGAUUUGUCUUUGAAUAAGUUGACAGGCUCUCUACCUGAAUCAGUGUUUGCGCAUUUGGCUAAUCUUGAAUUUCUCAGUCUAACUGAUAAUUUAUUUGAAGGGCCAUUGCCAAGAUAUCUUUUUAAACUUUCCAAGCUCAAAGAACUCCACCUAGGAAGGAACAAGUUCUCAGGUACUGUUUCUGAUAGUUUAGGUCUUUUACAUAAUCUUCAAGUUCUUGAGUUAUAUAACAAUUCAUUGGGGGGAAAUAUUCCUGCUUCUGUAGGUCAACUUAAGGAGCUUCGAAAACUUAAUCUCAAAGAAAAUCAGUUGAAUUCUAGUAUUCCUCCUGAGCUUGGUUUGUGUACCAAGCUCAAUUUCUUGUCUUUAUCUGGUAACUCGCUUACUGGGACUUUGCCCUUGUCCUUUUCAAAUCUGACACAAAUUUCUGAUCUAUGUCUAUCGAAUAAUUUUCUGUCCGGUAAGCUCUCACCUCAAUUCUUCAGCAACUGGACUCAAUUGAAAUCACUGCUGAUUGGCAAUAAUACCUUAGUUGGUGAUAUUCCUCCUGAAAUUGGUAUGUUGGCAAAUCUCAACUACCUCAGUCUGUAUAGUAAUAGUCUCACAGGACCGGUUCCCAGAGAGAUUGGAAAAUUGAAAGGGCUUAUGAUUUUAGACCUGUCGCAAAACCAUCUAUCAGGUUCAAUUCCAACAACAAUCGAGAACCUUACCAAUUUGGCAGCCUUGUUUUUGUUCUGCAAUGAUCUUAGUGGAAAGUUAGCUCUGCCAGGAAACCUCGAUAUCAACAAAAAGCAAUUGUAUGGAUCAGUGGAGGUGCCUGAUUCCAGUGCUGAUUUUAGUAGCUUGCAGAUACUAUUACUUCAUUCCAAUCGAUUUUCAGGCAGCAUACCAGAGGACAUUGGGAAAACUAAUCCCAACUUGACUUAUGUUGAUUUAUCAAAGAACGACUUUUCUGGAUCGAUUCCCCUGUCCUUGGCCAACUGUAAGGAACUGAAGAUUCUGGAUCUUGGAAACAACAACAUAAAUGAUACAUUUCCACCAUGGCUACCUAGCCUUCCGGAGCUUAAGAUCCUGGUCUUGCGAUCUAAUCGUCUUCAUGGCAACUUAAAUUUUACCAAGAUAAAAUAUCCAUUCCCCAGGUUGCGAAUCAUGGAUCUCUCUCAGAAUCAGUUCAGUGGGCACCUGCCAGUCAAUUUUUUUGACAAUUUAAAAUCUACGGCCUCAUCUGAUGAAUUUAAUAUGAAUACAUUAAUUAUGGGAUCAUAUUACCAGGCUUCUACUUCACUGAUUAUCAAGGGAAAGGAGGUCCAAGUGUAUAAAAUUCUCAAUAUCUACACAAGUGUAGAUUUAUCAAGCAAUAAUUUUUCUGGCAAACUUUCAGAGGUCUUCGGAGAACUUAUAUUACUCCGGCUGCUCAACAUAUCUCACAACCAUCUUACAGGCCGAAUCCCAUCCUUGCUGGGAAAUCUGAGUCUUCUUGAAUCGCUAGAUCUGUCUUCGAACCAAUUGACAGGUACAAUUCCAUGGCAAUUGACUAGUUUGACUUUUCUUUCAGCCUUGAAUCUCUCAGAAAACAAUCUUUCUGGAGAAAUUCCACAUGGGAGGCAAUUCGACACGUUCAGUAAUGACUCCUUCUUAGCUAACAUGGCCUUGUGUGGUGUUCCUUUGACAAAGAAAUGUAAAAGUGAUGAAAUGCCAACACGAGAAGUUGAUGAUGAGGAAGAUCAAUUCACAUGGAAAAUGAUCGUAAUGGGGUAUGGAUGUGGACUGGUAUGCGGAUUGUCCACAGGAUACAUUGUUUUCAAAACUGGAAAACCUUGGCGGUUUGUGAAAUUCAUUGAAGGAGCUCAGCAAAAGUUGAUAAGAACUGCCACGAAGAACACACGAGUUUUACCAUUCGAGUAACACGUGUUCUGAAUCACACUCAGCAUACAGAGAUCCUAAUAAUGUGCAAGUAUAAGUUGUGCAGUCCUGCAGUUUAUGUUCUAAUAACGAACUCAUUUGAGUUCCGAAGUGCAUGUAA
Molecule: messenger RNA, 2728 nt
Organism: Daucus carota subsp. sativus
Lineage: Eukaryota; Viridiplantae; Streptophyta; Magnoliopsida; Apiales; Apiaceae
Product: receptor-like protein 11
Exons: 3
Coding region: 1-2610 (869 amino acids)
Molecular function (GO): protein binding
Source: RefSeq, a predicted model, not a curated record